This is a messenger RNA of Miniopterus natalensis, 2222 nucleotides long. The record is from RefSeq and is a predicted model, not a curated record. Lineage: Eukaryota; Metazoa; Chordata; Mammalia; Chiroptera; Miniopteridae.
AAAGACUUAGAAGUCUGGAAAGGUUGUAGGCUGGAGAUGCUUUAUAGGAGAAGGCCCAUAAGGAACUUUGGUGGCAGUGUCUGUGGUGAGAUGACAUUUAUGUGGCUAAGCAAUGUUGGAUUACUUGGAAGAAUCUUGUGCUUGCAUCUUCUUGGCUUCCUUUAAGCCCUGUUAAGCCAGGAAUGAAUUAAAUGUUCCCCUUCUCCUCAGUUUGAAGACAUUAGGCAGAGGUAGCCCAGAGUGGGAGCCAGAUUUUGGAGUCAUUGGCCUUUCCACAUCUAGUCCUUCCCCCCACCAAGACUUCUGUCCCCAGUCAUGUUUCACUUCAUUGUGCCCUCCUAUUCUCAUCUUCCUGGAUUGUGACAGUGAUUUCUCAUUCUUUCCCUGUAGGAAAUAAAAGGGUUUGUGUACCAUUCCAUUGCAAUUCCAAUAACUGGAAUGGAACUGGUUCUUAGCUAAGUAGUGCUGAUACUAAUUAAAAACUAGUUAUUCUGUACUUCCUAAGCAAAGAGGGGAGAGGCCAGAUGGUACGCUGACUGCAGCUUGGAGCCUCCUGUAUUAAAACCUCUAAACGGGUGUUUGGCCAGAGGUGCGAGAGUUGGUUAAGACAGUUCAAGGGGCCAGACCCAGAUCCUUAGAACUUGUUUAUAUUUGGUAUACACUUCUGUAUGUAGAAACCUGGUAAACGGGAUUCCUGCCCUCAGAACACAGAUGAUCUAGUUUGGGAGAUGAGAUAAACUCUGAGUAACUGUAAAACACUUAUAAUAAUGUAUAGUAAAACUUUAUCCUGUUGAGUUGUGAGGAGCUCAGCAUGACACAGAUCUUUCUUAGAUCUCCACCAAGGAGGAACUGGGAGUCUCCAUCAGUUACACCGUCUCACCUGCAAUGAGCUGUGGCCCAGACCUGAAAGUUGUCAUGGAGCCAUGUUUGUGAAAAAUCAGAGUAGAGCAAUAUACUGAAUGGGGCGUAAUUAAGGGGUUGAGAGGGUUAGGGGAAGGCUUCCUAGAGUUUUCAGCCAGAGCUAGUAAGUGAAUACUGUUACACUCCAUUAAGGAGGAAUUGAGCACGGAGGGUAGUCAAAAGAGAUAGAAAUAAAAGAGAAGAAAGCAGCUAGGCACCUCUAGAGCAGCCAGUCCUUGAAAGGGACUUCUGAAAACUCAGAGCUUUCCCCACUAUUUCUGCUUUUCCUUCUCUUUCAGAUGCCUCAUCCCCGAAGGUACCACUCCUCAGAACGAGGUAGUCGGGGGAGUUACCAUGAACACUAUCGAAGCCGAAAGCAUAAGAGACGAAGAAGCCGCUCUUGGUCAAGUAGCAGUGACCGGACACGACGGCAUCGACGGGAAGACAGCUAUCAUGUUCGUUCCCGGAGCAGCUAUGAUGACCGUUCCUCUGACCGGAGAGCAUAUGACCGGCGAUACUGUGGCAGCUACAGACGCAAUGACUAUAGCCGGGAUCGGGGAGAUGGCUACUAUGACACAGACUACCGGCAUUCCUACGAAUAUCACCGGGAGAACAGCAGUUACCGCAGCCAGCGCAGCAGCCGGAGGAAGCACAGACGGCGGAGGCGGCGCAGUCGGACAUUCAGCCGCUCAUCUUCGGUGAGUGCCAGCCCAGGCUUUUCCUCUCCCCACUCCUCUUCAGCCCUCUGGGACCCUGGUAAGUGAGAAGUAUCCUUGUUCUCAGCUGAUCCUUGGGGCAUGAACACAGGUGGGCACUGAGUCUGUCUACUCUCUUGGACGCUCUUCGACUCUUGGAGGGCCCCAGAAUCUCCUUUGGAGAUGGAUGGGCACAGAGCAUUUGUGAACCCCAGUGUCCUCUCUGGCAUGCUGGCCUUACUGUGUUGGGAGCAGCUCCUCCAUCCCAGAGGCCUGCACUCUCUAUUGGGGACCUUGCUUGUGAACUGCCUUUCUCCCUCAAGCCCUGGGCUCCAUGGCCCCCUUAGUAGGUGGGCUUGGGUGGGGGAAAAGGGAGGUUUGUGUCCGCCUGGAAGGGCAUUGUGUAGAGCAUGGGGUUGUGGGUGACAUUGGCAACGACACCACUUCUCUACUCUGCCCGUGCCUCUCCUUGUUCCCAUUUUGGGUUUGGGACUUGGGGUUAUGCGCCGCUCUCUCUUCUCACCCGGAUCCGCCUUACUGCAUCUGACGUGUUCCCUUCCACUGUCCCCCAUCAUCGUCUGUCCCCCCUGGCUGGGCGCCUGUGACCGGUGGCCCCUCCACCACCCA